UUAAUCAGCACAGGAUAGAAGAAUGUCAUGAACAAAGAAGCUGUCCUCGCAAACAACUGCACAUUUCUCCAGCAAUACAAUCACUCGAUAGCUGACAAAUUCCGAUACCAGGGCAACACGCAAGUAGAAGCAGCAGUAACAAUACAGAGAUUCUACAGGGCAUACGUUGCUCGUAAAGUUUUCUCCAGACUUCUAGCUGAAGAACUUAACAAGGAAGAAGAAGAGUUUUUCCAACGAGAAUUAGAGCGAGCAUCAGAGUCAACAGUAUGGCUGCAAAGGUCCAAGUUGAAGCGGAAGUUGACUGAAAAGGAAACUGUAGAUAAGAACAUUGCAAGAAGAAGAGAACAAAGUGCUAUAUGCAUCCAGCGACACUGGAGACGAUGGAAGAGUAAGAGCACGCGCGUGCCGGUUGACUUCGACCCAACGUUCGUCUCAAUUUUAGAAGAAAACUUCCCAGGCAUCUGUGACCAAUACUCUAUAUCUACUACCAGCAUGGUUUUCUCUGGUUCACCCAGGAUCUCACACCUGUCUUCCAAUCAGAUCGUUCGGAAAAUAAUUCCCAAUAACAACAACAUGUCUCUGUUUAACGAGAUUGACUCAGAGUAUACGUUAGAGUUAGAAUCAGAUAAAAGUGACUCAGGCACGAUCGGUGCCUUGUCAGAGUUUGAAACUCCAAUUCCAGCUAAACGACCUCUCAUUCAAACAUCGUAUGUGUUCGAGAAGGAAUUGAGGGAAGAUUUCGAUAACCCCUACUACAUAGACUCUUCCGACGAGGAAGAAGAAGAAGAAGAAGAAGAAGUUGAAGAGGAAGAAGCUAGACCAGUCAAACUGUGUUCCAGUCAGAGUCUGGAGUCCCGAGUCUCGGAGGGGAGUCUGGGAAGCACGGGCCACGUGUGUGACAGUGGAUUUGAGGACGAUACCCGGGGCAGCUCCUGCUCCCUUCCCAGACCCAGUGUCUGGACAGGGGUGGAGGAAGUUUCACCUGACAGAAGGGACGUUCUCACUCGACCUGCUGCUGUUCAGAUGUGCUUUGUUGAGGAAGUUUCGGAUGAUGCCGAGGAUGUGUCAGAGGAUCUCAAAGGUCUCAGUAUCAAUGAUUUCCCGGACGUUAUCCCUCAAAACAAGCAGCUCACGAAAACCUCGCAGUGCUUAAGCGAGAGCAAUAUCGCAUCCUCUAAGCUAAGAGCAGACACCUCACCGAGCAAGCGACCCCGGAGCUACGGAGGUGGAGACAAGCCCGACAUGAGCGAGCUGAAACAGGGCUGGACCAACAGCGCUCAUCUCAUGACGGUUCAACAGUUACUGAACUGGAGGAAUGUUAUGCAGUGCAACUUCUCCAAGGUUAAUUCGGAGCUGAUGGAGCAUUUGGCGGAUAGAGAUGGGCUCCAGGAACAACAAGACUUGAUGCUCCAGCAAAUAUUCACUCUGAAAAAUAUGAACACAAACGGAGAGGUAAAGCCAAAAUCAGAGCCAGAAAAACAGACGCCUAAUUUCAAACGAAGAGUUUCAUCUCUAUUUGGGAAAUGAAAAUACCGACUGUACAUAAGUACAUUAGACGAUGGAAUAUUUCUAAUUUAUUGAUUUUAAAAUCAAGCGAGACAAACUGAUAUGUUACGAAGAAGAAGAAGAAACUAUGACGUAAUCACCGAUUUAAUCACCGAUGGCGCGAACGAUUAAAUUGGGUUGUAUAAUGAUGAUAAAUGAUAAAUGAUAAUGUAGGAAUGACCUAACGGCAGGUUAUUUCUAAAGCAAAUUUUAAAAUGGUAUUUGUUAAGAUCUAAGACGUUUUCAAAUGAAUGAUUUAUUUAUUUUUUGCCAGAAAUCUAGAGGUUUAAUUUAAUGAGUUAUAUUUUUAUAUUUCCGAAAAGGUGUGGCUGUCAUCGGAGGGCUCGAGUCUUUUUUCCUCGACACGUGAUACUGAUAGAAAUCAGCGUAUACAUAUCUGUACGCUGGCUGGCUAGGAGUGGACACGUAACGACACAUAUUUAUUCUGCCCUCGGAAAAAAUCCACGCCAAUUCAAAUAUUUGAAGGUUUUUAAUGAAACGAAAUCGAUACCAGUUAUGAAAAAGGAAAUGAUUUGCUUCUUCAUCUCUUUUCCAAACAGUUAAUAUAAUGUACAUACUUGAAAGGAUGUUAGCUUUAUAAUUAUCCUGAUGUUGUUGACCAACCUCGCCCAAAACUUAAAGAUAGAUUCUAGAUGAUCAGAUUCUUAUUGGACAGAUAAGAAGAUAAAUGAACUUUGACUGUCAUUAUUACGUUUUCUCCGAAUACCAGCAGAUGUGAAGCUUGUAGGAAGAGACGCUAUAAUAUGUCAAUUAUUUGUUAUACAAUUUUCAUUUAAUUGUUUUUCACAAACAUCUUAAGAU
This is a messenger RNA of Bolinopsis microptera, 2367 nucleotides long. RefSeq lists its product as uncharacterized. Gene Ontology annotation, molecular function: protein binding. The transcript is spliced from 10 exons. The record is from RefSeq and is a predicted model, not a curated record. The coding region runs from base 28 to 1527 and encodes 499 amino acids. NCBI's taxonomy places the organism in Eukaryota, Metazoa, Ctenophora, Tentaculata, Lobata, Bolinopsidae.